UCACAUAAACAAAGAAGCUGAAGAAAACGAGACGCUUUUGGACCUCACCGUCGCGCUCUCUCUCUCUACUGCAAUCAACAUGGACUACAGCUCUGAAGAUGAAUCCGAUAUUAGUGAGUCCGAGAUCAAUGACUACAAAGAUAAACCAUAUGAGCGAUUAAGGGAGGGAAUGUAUAUGGUAAAGUGUCCUAAUGGAGCUCUCAGAUGCCCAUUUUGUGUGGGGAAGAAGAAGCAGGAUUACAAGUUUAAGGAACUGUUCCAGCAUGCGUCUGGAGUGGCUAAGGGUUCUGCUAACAGGAGUGCGAAACAGAAGGCAAAUCACCUUGCCUUGGCCAUCUAUUUGGAGACUGAUCUAGCAAGUGAAGCAGACCCAACAGAACUUCCAGUUUUGCCUACACCUGUCGCUCACCAAGAGAAGGAAGAAGAUCUCUACGUGUGGCCUUGGACUGGCAUCAUUGCAAACAUAGUGAGCCAACCAAAGGACCCAAAAGAUCUUGAUUCUCGAUACUGGUUGAGAAGGUUUGCUCAAUUUAGACCUACCGAAGUUCAUACAUUGUGGACUGAAGAGGAUCGAGCUACAUGUGCUGUGGUUUACUUUAAUGCAGAUUGGACUGGUUUGGGGAAUGCGACAGAUUUUGAGAAAAUGUUUGAAACAGAUCAUCACAGUAAAAUGGAUUGGAAUACAAGAAAGCAACAGCCGGGCUCAAGCAUCUAUGGGUGGUGUGCACGUGCUGAUGAUUAUCAUUCCCAAGGGCCAAUUGGGGAGUUUCUUCGCAAAACUGGAAAGUUAAGAACAGUAUCCGACAUUGUCCAGGAAGCAGCUCAAAACAGAAAUGAUGAGGUGGCCAACCUAGCCAACAAAAUUGAGUUGACAAAUGAAAACCUGUUGAAAGCACAGUACAAGUACAAUGAGAAGACGAUGUCUUUAAGUAGGAUGCUUAAAGAAAAAGACAAGCUACACAAUGACUUUGUUAAAGAAACGAAGAAGAUACAGGACAUAGCAAAACAUAAUGUCAAGAGAAUAUUAGAGGAACAAGAGAAACUGAAUCAUGAGUUGGAAUAUAAGAAAAAGAAACUUGAUACCUGGAGCAAAGAAUUAAACAAACGUGAAGCACUGACUGAGCGUGAGAGACAAAAACUUGAUGAGGAUAAGAAGAAGAAUGAUGAGAGAAACAAUUCCCUUAAUUUAGCUUCUGAGGAGCAGAAAAAGGCUGAUGCGAGUGUCUUGAGGCUGGUUGAACAACAAAAGAGGGAAAAAGAGGAUGCCUUAAAUAAAAUACUUGAGUUAGAAAAGCAGUUGGAUGCUAAACAGAAGUUGGAAAUGGAGAUUGAAGAGAUAAAAGGGAAAUUAGAGGUGAUGAAGCAUCUUGGGGAUCAAGAUGAUGAUGCAGUUCAAUCGAAGAUCAAAAAAAUGGAAGAUGAAUUGGGGGAAAAAGUUGAUGAACUUGAGGAUUUAGAAUCACUAAAUCAAACUCUAAUCACCAAAGAACGCCAAAGCAAUGAUGAGUUACAAGAGGCUCGCAAAGUAUUAAUAGCAGGUUUAAGUGAAUUGUUGAGUGGUCGAUCUCAUAUUGGGAUAAAGAGAAUGGGUGAUCUCGAUCAGAAACCCUUCUUGAAAGCAUGCAAGGAACGGUACUCUCUUGAGGAAGCAGAGAUGCAGGCCUUCACUCAAUGCUCCUUAUGGCAAAAUAAUCUGACAAAUUCAGAGUGGCAUCCAUUCAAGAUUGUAACUGUUACUGAGCAGCCCGAGGAAAUAGUCAAUGAGGAAGAUGAGAAACUGAGAAGUCUGAAGGAGGAUUGGGGCACUGAUAUAUAUGAGUGUGUCGUGACAGCCCUGAAAGAACUCAAUGAGUACAAUCCAAGUGGGAGGUAUGUUAUCCCUGAACUGUGGAAUUUUAAAGAAGGAAGGAAAGCCACGUUGAAGGAGGUUAUCUCUUUUGUUUUAAAGAAUAUAAAGACACUCAAGCGAAAGAGAAAGUGAAGUAAAGGCAAUGUUAGCAGAAGCAGAUGAAAUACGGAGCGCAGUACAUAUACAGACUAGUUGGAUGGACAGGGCAACGGGGCAGCGCACCGUGUUCUUUUGGGGGACUGUAUUUACGUGUUUAAGUUUCGCCUCUGCGAUUACAAGAGCUUGCCGUAAUUGCUGUAACAAUACUUUUGACUGCUUAUGAACCUCAAGUUAUCUUUGUAAAUAUGCUUUCACCAUCUCUGUUGUCCAUGGCUUUUACAAACUUUACAGUAAUGAAUGCGUUUUGCCGUUUUGGUGA
Messenger RNA from Malus domestica (apple), 2267 nucleotides. Its product is annotated as factor of DNA methylation 1-like. The record is from RefSeq and is a predicted model, not a curated record. Gene Ontology annotation, biological process: gene silencing by siRNA-directed DNA methylation. NCBI's taxonomy places the organism in Eukaryota, Viridiplantae, Streptophyta, Magnoliopsida, Rosales, Rosaceae.